Molecule: messenger RNA, 3015 nt
Organism: Gordionus sp. m RMFG-2023
Lineage: Eukaryota; Metazoa; Nematomorpha; Gordioida; Chordodea; Parachordodidae
Exons: 2
Coding region: 1800-2357 (185 amino acids)
Source: RefSeq, a predicted model, not a curated record
UUUAAAUAUUAGGCAUAGAUGUAAUAUUUAACACAGAAUAUUUAUAUGGCCCUCAGGCCAAAAAUCCGCAAGUCAUGCAACCUAAUAUCCUGGGACAGGCUAACCCGCAAACGUCACAGCCCAAUCCAAACAUCCUAGGACAUGCGUCUGGCGAGCUGAUGCCAAAUAACUCUCGAGGUUCCGCCUAGUGAUGCAAUGGUGGCAAUGAUGGCACAAUCCAAUCAAUCUCGCUGCGACUGAAAACUUUGGUUACCAGAGUGUACAGAAAUAAGUCACGCCACAGGGAUAGAUCACCGUCUGGCAGAGACAAGCCACAGAAGCACAACCUCCACUUCGUAGAGAGAGUAGAGCCCCGACUCCUCCGCCGCCGUAGCCGCUAAAAUUGCCUCUAACAAAUGAGGAGAGGUAUGCCAAACUCACAAAAGUUUGGGCAGGGCUGAACACGGAUCUGGCUAAACCCAAAUGCAAGGCCAAUGCGAUCGGCAUGAGAACAAGAAUAUAAAAGAGGUAGUCGAAAUCCUCAAUGCAGACUCAGACCCGUGUGAUAGACGCAAUGACCAAGCGUAUCCGCGUCCUAGUCCUGGCGAUUCAUUGGAAUUGGUCUAACAUGUCCUACUAGGAGCUAAUCUUAGGGGCCGAAGAGAUAAAAAAUCGUCCCAGAUGCUCGGUCCUUUCGGAAUAGGGGCCGUGCAAGCCCCUCAACCUCCUAUCGAAGCCUCCCAGAAAAAAGAAGGCGCCCGCCACGAGAGGCGCGAAGAGGAAAUAGUCCACAAACCGAUAGUGACACUCCUCCCGCUAACCACUUUUCUUCUAAUUCCUCAUCUACACACUACCGCCCCCCCCAAUACCCAACAGCCCUUUUUAGGGCUACCUAUUGCCCAACAACCCUUUUCAGGGCUACCACCGCAAGCACCCUAGGUAAGUGCUAAUCCGGGCGACGGUUGACCGGCCCGAAGAGGGGAGCCAGUGCAGUUUCCAGACUGGUUAAAAAGGGUAAACAUUUACCUAAGGGAACUAAGGCGUCAACUCUUCUCCCCUGACGAUGGCUUGGAUACUGAAAGCGAAAACGACAAUAAUCAAUCAGUCGACCAGCUGACUCCUAGUCGGACGUGGCCUCCUUUUAGUCCGAAGAUUCCGGCAUCCCAGAAUGGUUGAUCCAGGACCCAACUACAACCUCGUGGGCCUCGAGCAGCAGGAAUGACAGCGGAGUUAAAUCCAUCAUCUUCGACCUCGAGAAUUCUAUUUUCGACAUCGACGAUGAUUCUGGUAUGCGCCAGGUGGAGUCACUGAACUUGCCUGGUAUCCUCAACGGUAUCGGUAAAAAACAUGCGAGCAACGAGCAUUGCCCACCCUGGACAUCAGUAGAGCGAGGUUAAAGCCAGGGCCGCUCACGUCCAGGUUUACCAAGAAAGUGGCGAUGAGAGGAAUCCGAUCGAGAUUGGACCAACUCAGAAUCGCCGAAAACAACAAUCUUAUUUCCGCCACCGGAACAACUUUUUCAUAGCAAAUAGGUAUGCGGAUAUCGUAAGACAGAUGCUGGAAGCUGACGUACGAGGUCCUCCGACCAAAUCUGCUUUCCACUAUACGUGAUCCCCAAGGCGAACGGUACCCCAGAGUCAUCGGUGACUUCUCCUAAGUAUCCAAGAACUUCCUGCACUAUCCCUUUCGGUUAAAGUCUAUACCUCUAAUGUCGGGAAACCUAAAAAGAACAAAAUUCGCCUGCAAAAUCGAUAUAAAAUCGGCAUUCUUUUCCAUACCGUUAGGGCAACAGGUCCAGAGAUUCUUUGGGUUCACCAUAAAUGGGACCAGCUACGCCUACAAGGUCUUACCAAUGGGUGCAUCGUUUAUUGUCUGCAAUCCAUCAUCCUAGAUGCGUGCGAAAACAGUCAGAAGGGCCCAUUACAAACGUCUACCUAGAUGACAUUCGAAUCUACGGAGACAAUGAAGGUGAUGUAAAGUGGUCAACCAGAUCACUGAGAUGUACCAUCGAAAAAUGGGGACUAAAAAUAUCGCAGGAAAAGUCUGUCCUUGACCCCACGCCGCGCAUCAUGAACCUUGGGGUUCCCAUUGACCUUGAGGCGAAAACAAUCAGCGCGAACACCGGCACAAGAAGGAGGCUAGAAAAGUGUUAUAAGAUCUUCAGACGGCAUGCCUACCAGCACUUAGAGAGGCGACUACUAGCAGAAGGUCCUAUGGGUAGUCAACCAUUACGCUUACACGAUCACGGGUAUGUCAAGACAUUUCUCCCCCUUCUACGUGACCAUGAAUGGUGGGAUGCUAAUGCUAGCGCUGGUUGUGGAUACGUAUCUUACCUUUCAGAAAGCUGCUACAAUUAUAAAUGCGGAAAGAGCCACUAAUUAGAUACCACGCUAAUAAUCCGGUAUAUACGGACGCAUCUGGAUCACAUAUCGGCAUAUCUUUCUGGGGGAUCGAUGAUUUGUCGGUAUCAUUUUAAGAGGCCUGCCUCCUGUUCAACAUUCCGACCCAUGCGAUCGAACACACCAACGUAAAGGAGGUCCUAGCGGUAGGAAUUGGUGCGAUAAGGCAAUCCACAAGGAUAACCAAGCACCAAUAAUUUCCACCUAUUCCACGGGGGCCUACUAUACAUACAGAAAAGGAGUAUCUAGAUCCCCAGCCAUCGAAACAGUCAUCACUCAAGUGCUACCCAAGUGGGACUAACGAACUUUACGGCCAUAUCCCAAAACAUCCAAUGGAUUCCGACGGAUGAAAAUCCCGCGGACGAGCCAUCAAGGGUAUGGCAAGGGAACACCGAGACUUAUUUACCGUUGUGACGCUACAACGGCCGCUAUUACUACAAGAACAAGAGACCUCUCUAUUAGGUGAAGAAACAGUGCCUUCGAUACGUCAGAUACAAUUAUCACAAGUACCCCUUUGCUAAUCUCCAGUCUAUCACUACUACCACGAAGUCAAUAACAAUAUCGACAAUGACAGCUCGACAAUAACAUACAAUAUCGAGGAUAUUUCGAUCGACUCCGAGGACUUAGAAGGCUAAAA